UAAGAAUUGAAAGAAAAAGUGAGAAAUCCUAGCAAAGGAGACUGCUAUGUCUUUAAUUAUCUGUGGAGAGACAGAACACCCCUGAACUUGGAAAAGCCACCGUGUGACAACUUUGAGGCUCUAACCCAGGAUGUUGCACUUGCUAGGUAAUUGAUCACCAUAGACCCAGGGAUUCUCGAUUCAUCGUGAAUCAUCAUGAAUAAUCAAAAAGCAGUGGCUGUGCUGCUGGCAGAGUGCAAGCAGGUGCUGGACCAGCUCUUGUUGGAGGCGCCAGAUGUGUCAGAAGAGGACAAGACGCAGGACCAGCGGUGCAGAGCUUUACUCCCCAGCGAGUUAAGGAUUCUGAUCCAGGAGGCAAAGGAAAUGAAGUGGCCCUUCGUGCCUGAAAAGUGGCAGUACAAACAAGCAAUGGGCCCAGAGGACAAAACAAACCUGCAUGAUGUGAUUGGCGCCGGGCUACAGCAGCUACAGGCGGCCUUGCGAGCCUCCAUAGUGGCUCAGGACUGUGCGGUGGCCUCGGCCAUCGUCUUCUUGAUGGACAGGUUCCUGUAUGGACUCGAUGUUUCUGGAAAACUCCUGCAGGUGGCCAAGGGCCUGCAUAAACUGCAGCCAGCCACACCCAUCGCCCCUCAGGUGGUUAUUCGCCAGGCCAGGAUAUCUGUGAACUCAGGCAUGUGGUAUGAAGCGGCAGAGUUAAUAUGGGCCUCAAUCGCAGGAUACUUGACACUUCCUCAGCCAGAUAAAAAGGGCAUCUCCACAUCCCUUGGUAUCUUGGCAGACAUCUUUGUUUCCAUGAGCAAGAAUGAUUAUGAAAGGUUUAAAAACAAUCCACGGAUUAACCUGGGCUUGCUCAAGGAGUUUGAUCACCAAUUGCUGUCGGCUGCAGAAGCCUGCAAGCUAGCGGCUGCCUUCAGCGCCUACACACCCCUGUUUGUGCUCACAGCUGUGAACAUCCGUGGCACAUGCUUGUUGUCAUUCGCUAGUUCUCAUGACUGCCCUGCAGGCAUGAAAAAUGCGUAUCUGUGUGCAGCCCAAGAGGCCUUUGAGAUUGGCCUCCUGAGCAAGAAACAUGGUGAGCCAGUGACUGGCAAACAAGAGCUUCACAGCUUCAUCAAAGCCGCCUUGGGUCUCACCAUAGUGCACCGAAGACUGCACGGAGAGACAGUGGCCGUGUGUGCAGCGAAUGAACUCUGCCUCACAGCCAUGGGGAAGCUGUAUUUCUUUGGCACUUCCUUCAGAAGUCAGGACAGAGAAGCCCUCUCUCGGGAAAUCAUGACUGCUAUCAGCCAGGUGAAGGAUCUUUUCCAUGUCCAAAGUUUCUCAAAUUUAGAUGACAGAUCUUACGUUCCAGAGAGUUUCAAGAGUAGAUUGAAUAAACCGAUCUUGCGUGGGCAAGUGGAUUUCCAAAAAAUCCUUGAGGCCUAUUCACAGCACCAUACUUCAGUGUGUGAGGUUUUUGAAAGCAGCUGUGGAAGCAAGAAAGACCAACAGAAAGACACAAAAACGGGAGUCUGUGUCACUGCUCUAAAAACAGAAACAAAAUCCAUGGAUACGAUGAGUAUGACACAAGACAAUCCAUGCACUCAAGAAAGCAGGGGAAUGAACUCCUCCAUAAUGGCUGAGGAAGGUCGGGAGAGGCUCAGAAGGGCAGAAAGGAGAAACUGGACCCAUUCUGAUGCAUUCCGAGUCUCCCUGGAUCAAGGGAUGGAGACUGAGACUGAGCCGCCUGACCAGAGCAAUGGGAGGAGAGAUGUUUUGAACAAGUCCCAGAGUGACAGCCAGAGCUCCAGUUCUUGGAGCAAGUUCUCCGGGCUUAGUUCUUCUACGAGCUGGGAGGAAGUAAAUUACCAUGUGGAAGAAAAGUCCGUGAGACAAGAGUGCAGCAAAGAAGACCAUCUUGUUGAUACUCAGUGUUCGACUGCGUUGUCUGAGGAGCUGCAGGAUGACAAGGACAGAAGACCUAUGCACUUAUUGUCUCCACCAUCUCCUGGUCUCUCUCUCCAGGGAACCAAAGUUGACCAUUUAGAGGCUUCUCAGAGUCAGCUACACACACCGAUGCCCCUGACAACACCAACAAACACUUGCAACACCACAAACACUUGUCUGGCCUCUAGCCCAGGAUUAUUAGAAGGAGGACAAAACAGUAUCCCGGAAGUCAGACCUGAAGGACCUGGAAGUUCUUCAGCUCACUGCAGACCUUCCAGCACUUCCGUUUCUUGCCUUUCACUUGGUAAUGGCAGGUGCAAGUACCUGACUAGAUACCCAUCUAUCCAAGAAGAAGAAGCUUUUGAAAAAAUUGAUGUUUUUCCAAAGCCAAUUGGUGACUUCAGAAACUGGCACAGGGAAGAGAAGGGAAAAGAACUCACUGCAAGAUUCAAAGACUCUCUAUUUACAGAGAAUCCAUCCUGGGUUGACCCGGAAGGAGAAACUGCUGAACAUACAGAAGAUGGGUCCUUAGGCUUCCAAGCAGUCAUGGGCAGUGCUCAGGGCAACCAAUGCAGGUUGGUGUCUAACUCCUUCAGUCCUCAUUGGCCUGCUCAGAAUCUUGACUCAGGAAAGAAUGGUGGCUCAGUUGAAGAUCAGAAAAUUGACCCUGAUGCCACAACAGAGGAUGAGGAGGGUCAGUUGCUUGCCAGCACAGGUGUCUGCUCCAUUGGUGAACAUGGACUUUGUAGACCAUUCAUGGUGAGGCAAUUCUCUGCUCCAAGACCUGACACCUUCAAAUCCUGUCUAAGUGGGAACGCUUCCUUCCCGGGCAUCAGUGAGGACUGCACCACCACGGAGGAAGGGAAAGAAGCUGUAAUCCCACUCAACUGCAGCCAGAACUCCAGCUCAGCCCCUUUCUGGUGGCUGAAAUCACCUGCGUUUUCCAGUGGUUCUUCAGAAGGGGACAACUCAUGGUCCUUUCUAAAGUCCAGUAGAAGUUCUUCUGUUUCAGUGCCAGGAAUCACCAAGGAAGAGACCCUGGAGGCUCGAACCCUGCAAUCUGAUGACUUUGAAAAACUGCUGGCAGGAGUGAGAUGGGAUUGGCUACUGCAGAGACUGGAGAAUACAGGAGUUUUUAAGCCCUGCCAACUCCAGCGGGCACACAAUGCUCUUUUAUUAAAAUAUUCGAAAAAGUCUGAAUUGUGGACAGCCCAAGAAACUGCUGUGUAUUUGGGUGACUAUCUGAAUGUGAAGAAGAAAGGCAAACAGAGAAAUGCUUUUUGGGUUCAUUAUCUUCAUCAGGAAGAAACUCUGGGCAGCCCUUUAUUCUUAUUUCAAACAAAUAUAUUCUUUUCUCUUUCAGGCUGGGUGACUGGUAAUGGCAAAGGCCUCAUUUACCUCACAGAUCCCCAGAUUCACUCUGUUGAUCAGAAAGAUGUCACGACCAAUUUUGGAAAGAAGGGAAUUUUUUACUUCUUUAAGAACCAGCAUGAAAAAUGUAAUGAAAUAUGCCAUCGCCUUUCUCUGACGAGGCCUGCAAUAGAAAAACACAGCAAGCCAUAGACUGCAUGGGUCAUGUGAUAGUCUUUGGUGCUCACCAGCAUCAGGCUCUCUCUCCUUCCAGGCACAUGGGACAUGGCAUCACCUGGUCUUUUGAGGCAGGGACAGGCCAGGGGCUCAUUCUGGCCCAUGAUUUGGCUGAGGGUGGUAGGUGGUGGUGAGAACUGUGGCUUAAAUUUAGAGUCUUGAGCUUUCAUUCACAUUUUUGUUCAAGGCUGGCACUUUACCACUUGAGCCACAGUUCCAUUUCCGUGGCCAGUGGUUUCUGAGAGCAACUGAUGAGUGUCAAUGUCAGGCCUCAUUGAACUUCCAGAACAUGACACAGAGUCUCUUUCCUGCUGCCACCGUUAAGGAGAGUGUGUCAGGAGGCAGCCAUGGUAAACCUCCAUUUACAGUGAAGACAACUUGGAGAAGAACAGAGAGGAGCCUCAUCUGACCACGACCAAUACAAAGCUCUGCUGAGAAAUAAACUUUUUAUUGU
Messenger RNA from Dipodomys ordii (Ord's kangaroo rat), 3967 nucleotides. It is a transcript of the gene Alpk1, whose product is annotated as alpha-kinase 1. Gene Ontology annotation, molecular function: ATP binding; protein serine/threonine kinase activity. Lineage: Eukaryota; Metazoa; Chordata; Mammalia; Rodentia; Heteromyidae. Gene Ontology annotation, biological process: protein phosphorylation. The transcript is spliced from 12 exons. The coding region runs from base 196 to 3489 and encodes 1097 amino acids. The record is from RefSeq and is a predicted model, not a curated record.